GUGAAGUUUUAUUGAGAACUCAUAAAAAAUCCACAAAAGAAAAGGGACAGCACUGGGAACGUGGCCGACCACUAGAGGUUCAUCCACAAAAUGGUGGCUUGACCCUUUAUACCCCUGGUUUUAUCAACAAAAUACAUUUUCGUAAGCAGUAAUUCAUAUUCCAAUGUUUUCCUUAUAUAUCCCUAGUCCCUCCCAAAGUCUGCCAGUUAACUCUUCUUUGCCAUCCACUGGUGGAGACCUUCUUGCAACUUGAUUGGAGCUGAGGUGUUGUCAUACCAAGGCCCCCCCAACAAGCUUCCCCCAUUCCCAGCUGCCUCACGCAAGAGGCACAUGUACACGCCCUCCCCCACUGAUCUUUGAUAACCAGUGCUGUCUGGUGGCAACAAACAUAGGGAGAAAAAAGGAUUAAAGGGAGAACAAAAAGCGGUCCAAAACCAAUCUACAACGAGUCACACACCGAAAGAACUUCUAGCCUGAAUAAAACUUGUUUUAACACACAUAAUAUCCAUUCCUCAUUUAUGAGAACCAAUCACCACACAACCCAUCUAUAACAGGUAACAUGGUGUCUGGUCAUAGGUUGGGCUGGAUGCUCUUAAGGUUUGUCUUCUCCAGCCUAAUUAAUUCUUUGAUCCUUCCCACCACUCCCCAAAGAUACUCUCCCAGAAAGAUUCCUGUGCCUCCAAGGGGGAUGUGCUAGAGUGACUUUAUGAUGCUUGUAUCCCCAAUCGCCUGUUCUGUUUAUGCUGGAUAUGAUGUACCUUUAAGACUAGUUCCAAGAGUGAAGCCAGGAGAAAGAGAAGCACAAAGUUUGUUUUCAGAAACUGCCCUCACUCCUCCACAUUCUGCUCCUGGACUGUGUUGUCUGCAGCACAGACAGACAGCAAGAUGGAGAUCUCCUUUGCUUUUAGUUAGUUUUAGCUAGCUGAGGCAGAGAAGUUCCCUAAACGGUUUUUUCUUUCUUUCCUUUUUCUCGGAACUGUUCAAACCUACACUAGACUGAAAACCCAGAAGAGCAGCAGCAGCUCACACCUGUGGCCCAUUGGGGCCUGGACCUUGGCAUUUUCCAGCACUGGAGGGACUGAUAAGAGACUGAGCAAGCCAAGCUACACUCCACGACAAAGCCUUUCUGAAUUUGCCAUCUCUUCAAACAGGGAGAGGUUUUAUUGUUUCGUAUUAUUUUUUAUGCUUGUGAAUCCUUUGCUUGUUAAAUAAAACGGUUUUUUUCCGCUUUUCUCCAAAGAAAUCUUUUCCCAAACCAGUUGGGCUAAGGGCCACUUGAAUUUACUAUUCUAGAGACCCCAUUCAGAGGUUUUCUCCCAAAUUUACCCUAAAUCAAGACAGAGGAGCAUGAGGACAUCCAUGGAGCAUCUGGCCAGGGCAUCUCCUGGACAUGCUGAUCCCUGGGCCUGAAUCAAAAAAUAGGCAGCUUUGCAGGCCACCAGAAUUCAAUUUGUUGGUGUGCUAAGAGAACCAUAUUGGUUUGUACCCUGAAACCUGGAGCUGUGAAUGGCACAGGCAACAGGCUCUGCCCUCACACAGGGCCCCUGCGAGCAGCUCAGCAGCCCCACAUUCCCCAGAGGCCCAAAAAAGGUGCAGGAAGCGGAGCUUGCUGCCCUCAGCAAGGCCUCGGCUAGCACGAAGUGUGGCAGCGCCAGGCAGCCGAGAGCGGCGCGGAGAAAGCGCGGGCAUUUCCCUAACUCGAGAGCGGCGCCCAGCAGCGUACCUCCGGCGGGCUGCUGGAGGAGAGGGCCCGCCGAUGGACUAGCUGCUCCCAGAGCGGGCCAGCUGGCUGGCUGGCUGCUGCGGGAACGACAGGGCUGCUGCGGGAGCGGACGGCCUGGUCAAAUACUGAGAGUGUGUGGCAGCUGGCUGCUGCGGGAGCGGACCGGCUGGCUGCUAGGGGAGCGGACGGCCUGUCAAAUACUGAGCGGGUGGGGCAGCUGGCUGCUGCGAGAACGGAGCGGCUGUUCGGCUGGCCAGUCGGCCGGCCGGCUGCUGCGGGAGCGGACCGGCUGCCUCGCUCGCUAGCAGGCUCUGCGCACAAGCCGUCGCUGCUGAAGGAGCGGGCGGCACGGCCCCCGCGCUCCCGUUUCCCGGGCGCGCCCCCGCGCCCAGCGCGCAGCCGCACUGCUCCAACACAGUUUCUUGUUCGCGUCGGAGAAGCCGCUUCCGUUUCCAACGCCGCAUUCCGGCCACACCUGCCCGCGCCCGAGCCCCGGCUCGCUCCGCCGCCCGAGCCGCCCGAGGAGGACCCCGCGCUCAGCCGCCUCAGCAAGCCAUGUCCGAGGAGGUAGGUGGAAUACUAAAUGAUUGUCAACAAAGAAAUUUGUGCCUGUGAGGCAGUUAAAGAAUUCAGCACACGCGAACAACUCUUGUUAGCCUGCAAUGAACUUCAGGCAGUGAAUAUCACUGAAGUGUUUUGCUAAAAGCUGCACCUAAAUUAAGUUCAUGAAUUAUGUGUGUGUGAAGACUGAGGAAGAGGAUGAAGCAGUGAUUAUGGAGCACGGAGACAACGGGCUGGCCACCGAAAGCUUCAUGCCAGUGCAGCAGAACCCUGAAGCAAACAGUGCUGUUCACCACAUGAGUCAACUUGCCUACAGACGCGAAGGCCUGACAGUGCUUGCUGAUCAAACGGCCUCACAAAUGACCCAUUCUGCAAUGAUGCAGAGAGGAAAUGGUCACAGCCCUGAAAAGAGGGAUUUUGUGGUUUUGCAAAAUAAAAGAAAACGACUUUCUCCUGCUGUAGUGGAACACAAUGUGAUGAGAACCAGCGAAGAAGAAUAUGAAGAUAGUGACAGUGUCAUUUAUGAGUAUGAACCAGACUAUGAAUGUGAGAGCAUUUUAUCUGAAGCUUCUUAUACUGGAUAUCAGCAGAAUCCUCUUAUGGAAGUCCUCAGUUAUUGCCAGGCCAUGUAUGAUGCCAUUCAGAAGCUGGAUAAAAAAUUUGACCUGCUUCAUCGUAAGGUCUCAGAAAUGCAGCAUAGUCGUAUAAAGCCAUUGUUGCUCAAACCUAAACCAUUUGGAUUUACAUACAGAAGUUCCAGUCAUUUGCCUUCAGGAAAAAUAAGAGUACAAAAACCCAUGGAAAGGGAUUUAAGUCUUCAUGUCCCUUCAUCAGGCCAGGGAAGGCAUAGCCCAGUUGUAAGGGUUGCUUUACAAAAUGGCCACGUUCAAGUCAAUUCCAAAGUCAAACAUGCCCCACACAGUUUUCAGCUUGAAUCUCAGCAGCCUCUUGGAAGGCAGAGCCCACCACUCCCCACUAUAGUUUCUACACAUUCAUUGCAUUCAUCAUACACAGCAACUAAUGGGAUGCCUGACCUUUCACCACAAUCAAAUCUUGCUCCCAGUAUUGUGGAAAGUACUGUGAACGUUGCAUCUUCUCCUGUGGCAUCACCCUCGAUACCAGCACCAUCUGAGCCCAGUCAGGAAAACAGUGCUGUGGAGCUGAGCUACAAAAAUGCAUCUGAGGACGUGAAUAUUAGUGAAGAGCUACCAUCUUCUUCAGUCUUCAUCAACCCUAGCUUUGAAGAGUUUGUUGGUGACCCAGCAAGAAAUGUCAAAGUUCUUGGAAGCCACUUGGUGAAGGCUCGGCAAAAGACCAAACCCAAGUUUGCAGCGCGCCACUUGGUGCGUGUCCUGUUCCCCAAGAAAACUCUACUGUGCAGCGUCAUGGGAGCGAGCGCACGAGGGCGCAGGACACUGGAUCCAAACAAAAUCGCUGCAAUAAGAGAGUUUCUGGCAACUAACUUUCCAACCUAUGAUUUGAGCGAGCAUGGAAAAGACUGGAAAACCUGUAUCACAAAUGUCAAUUCUAUGAUCCGCUGUUUACGCUCUGAAACCAAAAGAAACUCAGCAAGUUCUCCUAAGGAGACAGCUGAGGGGAAAGAAAAAGUGUCUGAUGCUCCUGAUACAUCUCAUUGUGUAGAUUUAAAUUAUAAUGAAGAUAGUGAAGACAAUUCUCAAAGCUUUCAGAAAAUGACGAGCUCCACAACUGACACAUUGCAGAAUUCAGGACUGGAUAAGUUUCCAGAAGCUUUCCACACAUCAUCAGUCAAGAAAAAACAGUCUUUGGAACCUAUGGAACCUCUUGGGAGCCCAUGGCGCAAUGUUCUGUUGCCUUUCUCAGUCAUUUACGUCGCCAAGGGGAAGACGCGGCCAGAACUGUCAGCUCGCUACCUAAUUCGUCAUAUGUUCCCUGAGGAUGUGCUGGUGAAAAGCAACGUCUAUGGAAGUCUUGAUCGUGGCAUGAGCCCGCUGGAUUCCAAUAAAAUUAAUGCUCUCAGAGAAUUUCUUCAAGAGAAUUUUCCAUCCUUUGAUCUAAAUGAAAGUGGAUCUGAUUGGAAGGCAUGCGUGGCUGCCAUAAACAGCACAAUCCGCAGUCUCAGACAUGAGCUCAAAAAGGCUACGUCUGGAAUCCGCCAGAGAGCCCUGGCAGUGCCGCCCUCCAGCACAGAGUCCCCCAGAGGAUCCCACCUCCGUAAAGCCGGUGGAAAGCAACACUCUCAUAUCUCAGACUGAAGCUCUCUAGCAUCUGUCUCAAAUCUUAAUUUAGCAGGUUUUUAUUUAUUCCAUGUAGAAGCCUGUAAUACUGAGCUGCCCUGUUCAGCUGAGUUGUCAGCAGCGCUAAACAGCAUCACUUCAUGAGACCAAAGCUGGCAGAAGGCUUGGGAGCCCUAACUCUUUGCAUAAGUAGCGUUUGUGCUCCUCAGAAAUCAUUUUCACUGUUCCUGUGGCAUUUGCAAUGUGCUCUCUCCUAAAAGCAUCUUCUCCUCAUGAUUCAUUGAAUCUGAAAGAUUAAUCUGAUUAGAAAAGAUGCACUGUGCAUCAGUUCAGCAGAAGCAGAUGGAAAAGAGGAGAGGAAAGAGUGGUCCUCCUUGGAGGGUGAAUCAUAGCCAGCUAAAUUAUCUAAUUACAUGUGAGGAAUGAAAUUUGCUUUGGCAGCUGGAUAUCUUCAGCAAAAAUACCAGAAAGGAACAAAUGUUUUUUAAUUGCAUUUAGUUAACUUGUUGUAUCUGGACUUGAUGAUAUUCGAGGUCUUUUCCAACCUUAAUGAUUGUAUGAUCGCUCACAUUUUUGCCUCCUGUAUCAGUGGUUUUUGUUGGAUAAGAGGAAGACAACAAUAUAAGUACAGCUGGUAAUAUUGUUUUGCUCUGAUUUAGCUCUACAAAAAGGACAAAAAACCCUAUCCAAAACAAACAGUCCAAUGGUUGGUUCUGUUUUUUCUUAAUGAAAUUUAAGGAAAAUACUUCAGGAUCCUGAACUCCACCGUCUCAUGGUUACUGCAGCUAAAGCUUCACAUUUUCAGCAAAUCCCUUGUAGGUGGUAUGCAGUCCAGAAAAGCACUUGUCAAUAACUGUUCAUGCCUUUGCCUUUUCUUUGUGUCCACACAAGACUAAGAUUUAUUAGUGCACUAAGUUAUAUAUUAAAAAAAAUGAACCAAACAAAUUUAACAAAUUAAUUUUCAAAAUCACUUGGAUGUCAAACUUCUAAAAAUAAGUAAAAAUUUAUUACCAUAUAUAUUCAAUUUCACAUCUUUCUGGAUUUCGUUGAUAAGUUAGAAUUCAAGAAUAGUAAUUGCACAGAAGUUAAUGGGGUUUUUUGUUGGGUAGGUUCUUUGUUAUUUGGGUAUUUUGUUUGUUUGUUUUCAAAAAAGGAAGUAAUCAUAGAAUCAUCAAAUAUGCUGAGUUCUAAGGGACAUAUCAAGAUCAUCAAGCCCAAGUCCUGACAGUAUUAAGGAUCAUCCCCAAAAUGACACCAUGUGCCUGAGAGCAUUGUCCAAACGCUUCUUGAGCUCUGUCAGGCUUGGUGCUGUGACCACUUCCCUGGGACCCGUUCCAGUGCCCAACCACCUUCUGGAUGAAGAACCUUUUCCUGAUAUCCAACCUAAACUUCCCCUGUUACAGCUUCAGGCCAUUCCCUCAGGCCCUGUCACUGGUAACAAGAGUGAAGAGACUGGUACCUGCCCCACCUCUUCCCUUGUGAGGAUGUUGAGAACCACAGUGAGGUUUCCCCUCAGUCUCCUCCAGGCUGACAAAAACCAAGUGACCUCAGCCUUGAGACCAAGAGACCUCUCCUCAUGGCUUCUCCUCCAGACCCUUCACCAUCCUCAUGGCCCUCCUCUGGACACUGUCUAAUAGCUGAAUGUCUUUCUUGUAUCGUGGUGCCUAAAACUGCCCCCAGCACUCGAGGUGAGGCCACCCCAGUGCAGAGCAGAGCAGAGCAGGACAAUCCCCUCCCUUGCCCAGCUGGCAGUGCUGAUGCCCCACAAGACACGGCUGACUCUCUUGGCUGACAGGGCACUUCUGACUGAUAAUCAAUUUGCCAUCAACCAGGACCCUUUCCACAGCUGCUCUCCAGCUUCUCCUUCCCCAGUUUAUACACACAGCAGGGUUGCCCUGUUCCAGCUGCAGAAUCCAGCACUUGUCCUUGUUGAACUCCUGUGGGAGUGCAGUUGGCUUCAGACCUUCUGUAGAAAAAAAGGGUCCAGUGCUGGCGAGAUGGGUCCGGUCUUCCUCUGAGAACUCAGUGAAAAAUCAGCUGAUCUGGGGGCCCUGUGUCCCCAUUUUAUCUGGGUAGGGAAUGGUUGGCUCCUCCCCACUGGGUGCAGCAUCUCACAGUGGAAUGAGGUGAUGUUAUCAGUCAUGUGAGAGGCCUUAAAUGGCCCAUUCACAGGGGAUGUCCCUCGGAGGAGGAUGAGUGGAGGAAGAGAUAAGGAGGCUCUGCCUUAUCUGGUGUUAUCAGGUGUCCCAUUAACAGAGGGCAUCCACCUUCAUUCCCCCCCUAGAGUUACAAGAGAUAAAGAACAAUAUCUCCCAACGGUUUCAACAGAUGAAAAUAGAAUACACUUUUUUGGUUACAUUUUUCAACCCAAGACAACUCCAUACAGUUGGUAUAAGCCUUUCAGUUCUGUGUUUUCAGCAUCAGUCACACAGUCCUGCCAGUGCCUGUACUGGCUGACUGCUGGAUGAACUUGCCUUGCCACUUGUUGGGUCUGAGUCAAGUCUCAGAGGUCCAGUUUCUUCACAGAAGGAAGCUUCUUGGAAGGCUGGCAUAGAGAGUGGAUUUUACCUCUGAGAGCUGUGGAAACUGUGGCUUCCAAAAUAAUGCCUGUACAUAGCAGCAUUAGAUUUAACUAAAUCUGUCCUUUCCAAGCCAACAGUUUCAUAGUUUAUUUGUUAGCAAUAGGAUAAAACAGUGAAUUUACUCAUUCUCACUUCAACUUCUGUUCAUAACAGACAGUCUUUACUGUAUAGAGUAUAGGACCAGCUUUUUAAUUGCAACUUAGGAUAUGCAAUGGUCUUAUCAAAUAUGAAAUCAGUUGGUAAUUUAAAUUCCUCCAGUCACCUCCUUGCAGAAGUCCUUCUGUAGCAUUCAGGAAACAGAUGGAAUUUCUGAUUUUCUUUUCUUGAUAGAAAUGUUGUACUGCAAAUUUGGUUGUUCUGGUGUACUAUUAACAAAUUCUUCUGUUACUUUUUGUACAGUCCUUGUUGUAAAUACCAAGAACUUGGUUGUGUAUAGAUAUUACUAGUUCCAAACCUCAGAAAAAGCCAAAAAUGCUUAUAUUUUUUCAGUAGUUUUGCGACUUUUUUUCACUGCCCUUCACAGAUUUUAAUGGUAGAAGAAUAUAUUUAUUGAAUUGUCUGAAUGACAUAUCUGGCACUGAAAUCUGUUAAAUCUGUGGUGUAUACCUAUAGCUUCCAUCUUGAAAAGAAAAUUGAGUAAUUGAAGUAGAAAAAGUUUUCUUGUUUCUGUUUCAAAUGUAUCAAAUUUUGCUAACUUUUAUAAAGUACAGUUAAAGUAUUUUGCUGUUAGGAAUAAAGUAUUUUACAAAUAAAACUAGCAUAGCUCUUUGACUACA
Prinia subflava (tawny-flanked prinia) is the source of this 7858-nucleotide messenger RNA. RefSeq names its product BEN domain containing 2 (gene BEND2). The record is from RefSeq and is a predicted model, not a curated record. Bases 2449 to 4518 code for a protein of 689 amino acids. Lineage: Eukaryota; Metazoa; Chordata; Aves; Passeriformes; Cisticolidae. The transcript has 13 exons. Gene Ontology annotation, molecular function: DNA binding.